Aegilops tauschii subsp. strangulata is the source of this 2756-nucleotide messenger RNA. Its product is annotated as glycerophosphodiester phosphodiesterase GDPDL4. Gene Ontology annotation, biological process: lipid metabolic process. Lineage: Eukaryota; Viridiplantae; Streptophyta; Magnoliopsida; Poales; Poaceae. Gene Ontology annotation, molecular function: glycerophosphodiester phosphodiesterase activity. The record is from RefSeq and is a predicted model, not a curated record.
CACCAGAGCAUUUCCAGUGCUCUGCUCCUCCGAGCUCUCUCUCUCUCUUCUCUUCUCCUCCCGCCCGUGUCCGCGUCCUCCGCGGGAAUCUUCCAGGCAUGAGGAGCGGCAGAGUCCCUGGACGAGGAGGCGGUGGCGGUGGUGGUGGGGAGACCGCCGCGCUCCUGUGCGGCCUCCUGCUCUUGCUCGGCGCCGCCGACGCGCAGGGCAUCCGGCGCCCCUCUUCCUACAAAACCCUACGAGGUGAUGCUCCCCUUGUGAUCGCCAAAGGUGGAUUUUCAGGAGUAUUUCCUGAUUCCAGUUAUUACGCCUUUUCUUUCGCAUUGCUUGCUAGUGCACCUGAUACAAGUCUGUGGUGUGAUGUGCAACUCACAAAGGAUGGUGUUGGAAUUUGCCUUCGGGAUAUAAAUAUGUCAAACUGCACUAAUGCUGCACAAGUCUACCCUGUGAAAAAUAAAAAGGAGGCAAAAUAUGUUAUUGAUGGCGUGCCAAAAACUGGAUACUUCUCUCUGGACUUCACCUUGUCUGAGAUUCAAACGACUCUUUCUUUAACACAAGGAAUUUAUUCUCGCACUGAAAGGUUUGAUACCAUGUAUUCUAUCCUUUCCGUGACAGACUUUCAGUCCAAUGUCAAGCCGCCUUCCGUUUGGUUGAAUGUUCAGCGUGACAUAUUCUAUAAGCAACAUGGUUUGAACAUGAGAAGCUACAUAGUUUCCAUCCUAAAGAGUGUCCCGGUCAAGUAUAUUUCAUCACCUGAGUUGGGUUUCCUCAAAAGUAUAUCUAAAAGAGCUGGCCGCAGAACAAAGCUUGUGUUUCGCUUUCCUGAUAACUUUCUCUCCGAUCCUUCUACAAACCAAACUUACAGCUCACUGUCGAAGAACCUAACAUUUAUUAAGACCAUUGCUUCUGGUAUCAUGGUCCCCAAGAUCUACAUCUGGCCAGUGACGAAUGAUAACUAUCUGCAGCCUCCAACAUCUUUUGUCCAAGAUGCCCACAGUGCAGGGCUAGAAAUAUAUGCAUCUGACUUCGCAAAUGAUAGAAUUAUUCCCUAUAACUACAGUUAUGAUCCCUUGCAAGAAUACCUAUCGUUUAUAAGUGAUGGCGGCUUCUCUGUGGAUGGUGUAUUAACAGACUACCCUAUUACUGCAUCCGAGGCUAUUGGCUGUUUUGCUGACUUGAAUGCAAGUAAGGCGGAUCAUGGGAAACCUUUAAUCAUUUCGCAUAAUGGUGCCAGUGGAGACUACCCAGAUUGUACUGAUCUUGCCUACCAGAAUGCAAUUAAGGAUGGUGCUGACGUGAUUGACUGUGCCCUUCAAGUGACAAAAGAUGGAGUUCUUAUUUGCAUGAGUUCCAUCAACCUGCUUGAUACCACCAAUGUUCAGAUGACACCUUUCAGUUCUCGUACAUCUGUCGUUCCUGAAAUUCGGGAUACACCAGGGAUUUUUACAUUCAACCUUACUUGGAAUGACAUUAGCGAUAGUUCUUUGAAACCCAAGAUAUCUAGCCCAUUGAGUACCUACUAUCUUGUAAGAAACCCGAGAUACACAAAUACUGGGAAGUUUGUCAAGUUCUCAGACUUUCUGGAAUAUGGUAAGGAUCAGGAUUUAUCUGGCAUCAUGAUCACGAUCGAGAAUGCCGCAUUUAUGGCGAAGUCAUUAGGAUUUGAUGUUCUCGAGUCCCUAACCACUGCCUUAAAUGAUGCUGGCUAUAAUAAUCAAACUACCAAGGAAGUCAUGAUCCAGUCAACAGAUAGCGCUGUUCUUGUGAAAUUGAAGCAGCAGAAAGCAAAAUACAAGCUUGUUUACACUCUCCAGCCAGGCAUUGGGGAUGCUUCUGCUUCCUCACUAGCAGAUGUUAAGGAGUUUGCCGAGGCUGUAGUUGUCGACAGGAGUUCUUUCUUUGCACAAAGUGUGCACUUUAUCAUCAACCAAACCAGCCUUUUGACAGAUCUGCAGUCCGCGGGACUAACGGUAUAUGCGCAGGUGUUCCGCAACGAGUUUGUAUCACAACCUUGGGACUUCUUCGGAGAUGAAACAGUGGAAAUUAAUAACUAUGCCCAGUCGCUUAAUGUCGAUGGCUUAAUCACUGACUUCCCCAAGACAGUGAGGAGAUACAAGAGGAAUUCGUGUACGGGUUUGGGAAAUGACGUGCCCUCCUACAUGGGGAACGUUACUGUCGGUGGCCUCGCGCAACUACUCAAGAAUCAAGCCGCUCCUCAGGCCCAGCCGCCAUCUGUGGCACCAAUGCCAAAAUUGGACGCACCAAGCGUGCAGCGGCCGCCAUUCCCCACCGUCGCGCCCAAGAAUGCACCUUCUGGUGCCGCCCCACCUCCCGGUUCAUCGCCUUCUGCUGCUCACACGACGGCUGUAAGCACCUGCAUUCUGCUUGUAUUGGCCUGUGCUACUCUUCUGCUUUGAGCAUCAGGACAUGAGGCUGUGCGCUAGUAGGUUAAGUUACCGGAGGGGGGCCGUUAGACUUGUGCAAGCUAUCAUCUUGCUAUUUUGUGCUAUAUAUACACACACACACACAUAUCAGGCGUUCGUUUCUGUAGCUAUUCCGGCACAUUGGUGUAUUUGAUCUAUCAACUGAAUUGAAGAGGCUCGGUUUAUCACUCUAGCAAGCGCAAGUGCUCGAUAUUUCAUACAGUACUGCAUUGCUGAGUGGUGAUGGGUGGGAAGAUGUUGUCUUACCAUUGUUGUGUUUGUGUAUAAAAGAACUGUACUUCUUAGCUGAAAAGAAUGUGUGCGCUGUGAAAA